AAGUUAUUAAGCCAAAAACCGCCAAACGCGUCGGACGAGUGUGCUGUGUGCUCUGCUGGAUGCUGGCGCUCUUUUCGCGCACCGUUUUUUCGAGUAAACAAACACACACGAAAAAGAAUUGUUAACACGAUUUUGUCAGUUCUAUUGUGCGGAAAUCGAGCCAUUAAGCGAAGUGCUGAAAUAGUCAAUUUACAAUUGGAGCCGCCGAGAAGUCUAUAUAUAAAAUAUAAACAUUUUAGUACAUUUCCCUGGUGAAAAUGGCGGCAAAAAUCUCAGAAAAGGAAUAAAUCGUUGCAAAUUGCUAAAAAUAAACAAAAGAAAACCAACAAUAACUCAAGCUUAAAGGUGGAAACCAAAACAAAGACGAUUUUAAGGCCCAGUCGAACGUGGAAUUGUCUUGACCCACAGAGGCGCCCCACGCAAAAGAGAGAGAUAUAGAGCUUUAGAACGAGAGGGAGCGACAUACGAUGCGUGUGGUUGGGUGGUUCGGUGGUGGCUUAAUGCUCGCCCUGGCCGUAAUGUUAACGCAGGCACGUUUCAUUGCGAAAAGAGAAACCCCUGGCUUGGAGCAGGCGGUGGCUUCCACAUCCACUGACCCUGACAUUCUUCCGGCGGCCAGCGAAAGUGGGAGCGACAGGGAACCAGUGAAAAUGAAGGCAGAAUCAGAUACGAUUGACUCACAAAGCAUACUUGAAGAUAGGGGAGUUAUUAAGGCUGAGAGUCAAAAUGAAACUGAGAUCCUAAAUGAUAGUCUAAAAGAGAAUCUCAACCUCAAGAAAACAACAGAGGGUUUGGUUCAAAAUGAGUCCAACAGCACCACCGAGGGAGUUUUGGAGGAAGAUCAACUUAAGCCAAAGGAAGGAGAAGCUCAGUUGGAGGAAAAAACUGAACCGGUUGCCAGUAAAGAACUGGAGAAUAAGGUAACCCCUGCAGAUUCGGUGGUAACUGCCUCUCAGCUGGAUAAAAACUCAACCAAUCUGGCGGCUAAUCAACCUACAGAAGCUCCUGUAAGGGAACUAACUACUGUGAAACAGGUCUUAAGCUCAACCACAGAAAAUACUCCGCUUAGUGAAAAAAUGGAGCAACAGGAUGUUGCAAUAAAGGAUGCCCUUUCAAAAGAAGAACCACAAGUUGAAUCUGAAAUAAAGGAGAAACCUUCUGAAUCUUCGGAAAGUACCAACAGCACGGCGGAGGAACUCCCCAUGAAACAUGUAACUCUGGGAGUUUCCAGCACCACUGAGAGAUUGGUUAAUAUCACAUCCACCACUCGUUCCUCCGAUCAUGGUCGAUCUAUGCAGUAUUCAUCCACCACUGCAGGUUCCAUCCGAUUCCCCGAUUAUCCAGUUACGCCCAUGAAACUGAGGCCCAUACCUCUUGGCCUAAGCACAACUGCACCUCCUAGCACUACGUCUAGCACACCUUCCAGCACACCUUCCAGCACCACUUCAACCACCACUCCCAAGACAACCACACCCACAUCCUUCGCUUCCCAUGAGAAUGCCAUUGAGGAGUCCACCUCGCAGUCGGAGGUCCAUCAACUGCCCGAGAAGCGAGCCAAGUUCAUCAGCGAAAACUCCACAAAUGCCCAGCAACUUACCCUGCCCAACACCGCUGAAGUCUGGAGUCUGGCGGGUAUGAAGGCGGUACCCAAAACACCUCUAACGACCACAACCAUCUUGCCACUUUUCAACCACACUGACUUGGCAAACGACAUAGACAUGCCGCUGAAUAAAACCGAGCAGCACAAGGAGAAGAAUCUCUUGGAUUGGAUGCACAUUGCCAUGAUGCCAUCGACGCCAGAGAAUCGCACUGAAUUUGUGGUGCGGACCACUCUGGAUGCCACCGAGAGUGCAACGCAGGCCACCACAGAAGCUUUAGAUGAAAAAGGUCCUCUACAAAGUAGUAUAACAGCAGGAUUAGAGCAAAAUAAUGUCACAACAGCCAGGCCAAUGCCAGUAACUACUGAGGAAAGUUCUACAGAUCACAAUUCAACAACCACAACUCUUCGUACGGAAGUUCUAGAGGUUCCUGCGGUGAAAAAGCUGGGCGAUACAGGCAAUGCCAAAUUAACAGAGGCUUCUACAGAGGCUCAAACAGAUACUGCAACAUUUGUGGCAUCAACAGAGCAACCUGCAACAUCGCCUGCAACAGCGAGGGUGGAUUUAACAAAAACGGAACUGCUGAAUGCAGCAACAGUAAUAGAAUCAGCUGAAAAGUCCCAGCAAAAUUCAACAGAAACAUUAUCAACAACAAGCAGUACAACCACCACAACAGAAGAGCCUUUAUCUGUGGAAUAUGUAUCGCCUGAAGUAGUAUUAAAUGAAGCUAAAUCAGAGGAAACAACAGCAGCAACACCCAAAGCAAGCACAGAGGCAUCAGCAACAUCAUCUACAUCAACAGCAGCAACUACGAGUGCAGAAGCAGCAGCAACAUCUGAGGGUACAACAGCAACACCAGCACCUGCAACGCCACCGGCAACAUCUAGUGUUGCAGCCACCCCCAGCCACAGUACCACUGAAAUGGCAACGAAAGCCUCUGAAAUCGGCAACAUCAGCAGCAACAACGACGACGACGAUAACAGUAACGACGUCAUCGUUGCCACAACCAAAAAGCCAGAGAGCGAGCCGCCAGCAACAGCAAUCGUAGAGCCAACAGCAACAUCGGUUAGUGUGCGACUGACUGGCGAGGUGAGCACUUCGCAACGGCCUGAAAUCAACGUAACAAGUGCCCAAAACAGCACAAGUACAUCCACAACAACUGUAGCAACACCCACGCAAACGGAAAUUGCGCAAAUUAGCAAUGAAGUGAAUUUGGAGGCAGUGACAGUGAAGACGACGGACGACAGUCCGAGUGCAAGUGUGAAUGCGAAUGUGAAUGCGAAUGGGCCAAGAACAGCUGAGAAAACCGAUAACGCAGUCAAUAACAGUGUGGCCAUAACAGAGAGCGAGCUGGAGACGUUGAAAAGCACCCCGGCGACAGGGGAGCCCAAUCCAUUCAGCGACCUGAGUGAACUCAGCAAAGCGCACGAAUCCUCGCUGGAAACCAACAAUAUAGGCGAGGCCCCGUCGCCAGCAAGCGAAACAACAACGCCAUCAGCAACAGCAGGUGUUGCUGUUGCAACGGAUGAGAGCACAGCGGCAACAGGUGGCCGGGACAUCGAAAGGGAGAGUGAGCACCACCAUGAGGGGCAACAGGUGGUCGAUGGGCAGGACACCGAGCAGCAGCUAGCCAAGACAACGAUGGCAGUGACAACGACAACACCUAGUACCACAACGCCCACAACGCCCACAACAACAUCAACAACGACAACCAGUACAACAAGCACCACAACUGAAAGGCCCUUGACCACUACAACAAUGCAACCGGUGGUGAUAAGUCUGCUGGACGACAGCACCUCCUCCAGCAGCACAACAACCACCACCACCACAGCUGCACCCCCACCUUCGAGCACAGAGGAGUACACUGAGUCCUCCACGGGGGCUAACACCACGAGCAGCAACAUCAUGCUGCCGGAGAGCACCACCACCCCCCAGCCACCCACCUUCAUGGCCCCCUAUCCCAACGAACUGGACCACAUGCAGACCAAUGCCCAGGGCAAUGGCACCGACGUCAACGUGAUCAUAGCCAUCACAGUCAGCGUGAUCGGCGUGGUGGCCCUCAUCCUCUUGGUGGCCUUCCUCUACCUGAUGCGCAAGCGCCAGAAGCAAAUGUCCUAUGGCCAGAGGUGUCGACCGGUGAGCCUGGAUGCCUACUCCCUGGACAAUGUCUCCGUGCUGGGCAGUGUGCGGCGCAAGGGACGCGAUCUGAGGGCCUCCAAGAGGACCUACGGCAAUGCGGCCUUCGAUGAUCCCUCGCUGAGGCAUAAUCUGCUAACUGCUGGUGAGCUGGCCCGCUUUGUGGAGCGGCGAUCCGAUGUCUUCGAGGAGUUCCGGGACGUGCCGCAGAUCAUCGCCCGGGCGGAUGAGGUUCCUCCGGGCUGUGAAGAUAAGAACCGCUACGCCAACGUGAUUCCGCUUCCUGAGACGCGGGUGGUGCUCCAGCGGCAGGGCGACGAUGACAAAACGGAAUACAUUAAUGCCAAUUAUGUGCGGGGCCCUCGAGACGCGCCCAACUACUACAUAGCCUGCCAGGCGCCGCUGGAGAGCACUACCAGCGAUUUCUGGCGCAUGAUCUGGGAGCAGCAGUCGCGGGUCAUCAUCCAGGCGACGGAUCUCAGCGAGAACGGCAUCGAGAAGUGCGCGGAGUACCUGCCACCCUCCGCAACGCUGGACAACCACAGCAGCUAUGGCGACUACCAGGUGACCCUGAAGCACCGCGAGGUUAAGGACCGCUACGCCAUCUCCACGCUGGUACUCAAGCGAGUGGAUGGCGAGGAGAGCCGCGAGCUCACCCACUACUGGUACAAAUGGCCAGAGACGGGCGUGCCCGCCGAGGAGGCGCCCAUCAUUGCCAUGCUGCUGGAGGCGCGCUCAUCCCUCAAGUCCUACUGCCUGGAGCAGGCCAACGAGCUGCGCGAGAAGUCGGCCACCCUGGAGACCUCCAUGGAUGCGGACGCCAGCAAGGCCGAGGCGGGCAGCACGUCCAGCCAGGAGAUUAAUGGAAAUGUUUCAAGUAGGAGCGGUGCUCGAAACCAGCAGGGACCGCUAACCGUUCACUGUUCUCCAGGCACGGGACGCACCGGAACCAUCAUCGCCUCGGACAUGGCCAUCCGCAGCCUGGAGACGCCCAAGCGGUCCGUGGACAUCCCGCAGCUGGUGUACUAUGUGCGCCGAGGUCGGGCCAGCGCGGUGCAGACCAAGGAGCAGUAUGAAUUUAUCUACAAGGUGGCCAGCAUGUAUGCGGCCAAGAUCACCAAUCUGUCCAACGACAACUAAAGAUGGAAACCGAAUUUUCGAUUGCUUGAUUGAGUUCACCCUUCCAGCACUGAUCCGCGGGACCCUCAGUAACAAUAGUAGCUAUGUUUUAUACGAAAUAUUAGUGUAAAUUAGUAUUACGCUUGAAUGUUGGCACCUGAUUAAGCGUCGUUGUAGUCGGGCUUUAAAUAUCAUUUAAAAUGUAUGUAUUCCUUUAUUAUUGUGAUAUAAUCGUACAUUCGUAUAUCUCCUGAUAAUCUGUUGCAUAUUUAUAAUGUCAAUUUUUGUUUUUUGCACUGUCGCGUUUGCGUUCCGGGGCCAUAGAAUCCGGAACAAACGAGAAAUAUUAUUUGGAGCUCUCCGUAUUGUAUUUUAAGCAAGUCAAACACGUAAUCAAACUAUGUAUGUAUCUAUUUUAAACGAGCUUUAAUGUACGUAAGUUAUUUGUAAGCAAACAUCAAGCUGUACUGUACUCAUAUUAUUGUGAAUUACAAGAAAAAAUAUGUUCAGCAA
Messenger RNA from Drosophila biarmipes, 5366 nucleotides. RefSeq names its product serine-rich adhesin for platelets. Gene Ontology annotation, biological process: protein dephosphorylation. NCBI's taxonomy places the organism in Eukaryota, Metazoa, Arthropoda, Insecta, Diptera, Drosophilidae. Bases 468 to 4874 code for a protein of 1468 amino acids. The record is from RefSeq and is a predicted model, not a curated record. Gene Ontology annotation, molecular function: protein tyrosine phosphatase activity. The transcript has 6 exons.